CAGCUCUUCUUUGCCUUCCCGGUCCCACCCUUACCCCUUCUCUUUCAUCUCUACUCCCUCGCAAGUCGCAACCCAGCCCUGCCUUCGUGUCGAAGAAAAAGCCUCUCUCUCUCUCUCUCUCGGUGCACGAAUCCUUAGCCAUGCAAGAAACUGAGCUGCACGAUUUGUCCGACGACGCGGAUUACGCUGCGUCACAGCUACAAGCGUCGGCAAGCAUGAUGCGAAGCGAUGGUAUCAAGCGGAGUUCGUCGAGCGAACCGGACGGUGCGGAAAUCGUUUAUCUGAAGGAUAAUGUGACCAUUCAUCCGACGCAGUUCGCUUCCGAGAGGAUCAGUGGGCGAUUGAAGUUGAUCAAGCAAGCUUCUUCUCUCUUUAUGACGUGGAUUCCAUACAAGGGGCAAAGCACGAAUGCGAAGCUGUCUGAGAAAGAUAGGAAUCUUUAUACCAUAAGGGCGGUGCCUUUUACGGAGGUGCGGUCCAUUCGCCGGCACACCCCAGCGCUUGGGUGGCAGUACAUUAUCAUUGUUUUGUCUUCAGGACUUGCUUUUCCUCCUCUGUACUUCUACAAUGGAGGAGUUAAAGAGUUCCUUGGUACAAUAAAGCAACAUGUUUUUCUUGUGAGGUCUGCUGAAGAUGCAAAUGUAUUUCUUGUGAAUGAUUUUGGAAAUCCUCUCCAGAGAACUUUGUCUUCUUUGGAGCUGCCUAUGGCUGUUUCUGUUGCUAGUGAGCCAUCUACAUCCAUUUCAGUUGGCGAGUCCCCUUUAAAUGAAAACCAGGAGAGAACUGAUGUGGUAUUUGGCAAUUCCAGUGCUUCUCUGUACAAUGGGAAGCAAAGGCAAAAGGUUCAUGAUCCUACUCGAGAUCUCUCAAUUCAAGUCUUGGAAAAGUUCUCUCUUGUGACCAAAUUUGCCCGAGAAACAACUUCACAACUGUUCCGUGAAAAUCACGGUAAUGAAUAUGGUGCAAUUGAAAGGAGAAACCAUAACCAGUCUCCCCUUGAUAAUUCGCAGAAAGCAUCCAAUGUUACAGAAAAAAUUCCUGAUGGAAGCCCUGUAGCCUCAGAUCCUUUGGAGAAUAUUUCUUAUAUGAAACACAAUCAUGUCGAAGAAGCUGCUACCAAUUUGGGAACUUUUGAGCUAAUCGAUUGUAAGGAGGUUGAUAAAUUGACACUAGUAUGGGGAAAACCACGGCAGCCACCUUUGGGCUUUGAAGAGUGGUUCACCUUCUUGGAUUCUGAAGGAAAAGUCCUGGAUUCAAAAGCUUUGAGAAAGAGAAUAUUUUAUGGGGGAGUCGAGCAUGGAUUACGGAAAGAGGCAUGGGCAUUUUUGCUGGGAUACCAUUCCUAUGAUUCAACAUAUGCAGAGAGGACAUAUCUUAGGUCCAUUAAAAAGUCGGAGUAUGAGACCAUAAAGUUCCAGUGGCAGAGUAUCUCCCCGGAACAGGCAAAAAGAUUCACAAAAUUCAGGGAGAGAAAAGGCCUUAUUGAGAAAGAUGUGGUAAGGACUGACAGAUCGCUCUCCUUCUAUGAUGGGGAUGAUAAUGCAAAUGUGAAUCUAUUACGUGAUAUUCUACUAACAUACUCAUUCUACAACUUCGAUCUUGGUUAUUGUCAGGGUAUGAGCGAUCUUCUGUCCCCAAUAUUGUUUAUAAUGGAGGAUGAGUCGGAAUCAUUUUGGUGUUUUGUUGCAUUGAUGGAACGCCUUGGACCCAAUUUCAAUCGCGACCAAAAUGGCAUGCAUUCUCAACUUUUUGCAAUAUCCAAGUUGGUGGAGUUGUUAGACAGCCCAUUGCAUAACUAUUUUAAGCAGCACGACUGCCUGAAUUACUUCUUUUGUUUUCGCUGGAUUCUAAUACAAUUCAAAAGGGAAUUUGAAUACGAGAAAACAAUGCGUUUAUGGGAGGUAUUAUGGACGCAUUAUUUGUCAGAGCACCUCCACCUGUAUGUAUGUGUUGCUAUCUUGAAGCGGUACCGAAAUAAGAUAAUGGGGGAGCAGAUGGACUUCGACACACUCUUGAAGUUUAUUAAUGAGUUGAGUGGUCACAUUGACCUCGAUCCAAUCCUCAGGGAUGCAGAGGCUUUGUGCAUAUGUGCUGGUGAGAAUGGUGCCACUUGCAUUCCUCCUGGAACCCCACCCUCAUUGCCUGUCGACGACGGUUCAUUCUACACGCAACAAGAUGACGACGUAUUGUAAAUUCUGGUCUCAAUUCUGGGGAUGAUAUAUCAACUACUUCAUAUUGUCAAUUCUGUAAAAACACAUAUACUGUAAUUCUUGUUUCUUUUUAGUCGACAAUGUUAGUGGAGCAAAAAUUUUCAAAUGA
Messenger RNA from Corylus avellana, 2319 nucleotides. Its product is annotated as RabGAP/TBC domain-containing protein. Gene Ontology annotation, molecular function: GTPase activator activity. Lineage: Eukaryota; Viridiplantae; Streptophyta; Magnoliopsida; Fagales; Betulaceae. The record is from RefSeq and is a predicted model, not a curated record. Gene Ontology annotation, biological process: activation of GTPase activity.